Molecule: messenger RNA, 2850 nt
Organism: Cordyceps fumosorosea ARSEF 2679
Lineage: Eukaryota; Fungi; Ascomycota; Sordariomycetes; Hypocreales; Cordycipitaceae
Product: serine palmitoyl CoA transferase subunit LcbA
Exons: 6
Coding region: 1-2850 (949 amino acids)
Biological process (GO): sphingosine biosynthetic process; ceramide biosynthetic process
Cellular component (GO): endoplasmic reticulum
Molecular function (GO): pyridoxal phosphate binding; serine C-palmitoyltransferase activity
Source: RefSeq, a predicted model, not a curated record
AUGGAUUUUGACAGUCUCAACCGGCAGGUACAUGAAUUGGCGCAUGGUGCCUCGUUACUCUUCCAGAGAGUACCUGGCUCUGCUGUCUUGAUCCGCUACAUAAAAUCGAGCUACCAGAACGACCCUGUUCGAUCCGCCAUCGAACUUAUUCUGGUCCUGUUCUUCAUCCGAUAUCUGCUGUCGCCGUCAUACUCGACGCAUAAACAGAACUAUGUCAAGCUGAAGGAAGAGGAAAUUGAAGAGCUGGUGGUCGACUGGACUCCCGAGCCACUAGUUGCCAACCAGACACCAUUGGAGGAAACCGAGAACGAGAAGCUCCCUAUCAUUGUUGGUCCGACCGGACCCAAAGUCAAGUUAUCCACCGGACGCACGGUUACGAAUCUCGCCUCAUACAACUUCUACAACUUCAACUCGAAUGAACAGCUCAAGGAAAAAGCGAUCCAGACCCUUCGGACCUAUGGCGUUGGACCUUGCGGCCCGCCACAGUUUUACGGCACCCAAGACGUCCAUGUCAAAGCCGAGGCAGACAUUGCCGAAUAUCUCGGUACCGAGGGCUGUAUUGUGUAUGCCCAAUCCUUCUCUACGGUCUCUAGUGUCAUCCCAACAUUCUGCAAGAGAGGAGACGUUAUAAUUGCUGACAAGGGUGUCAACUACUCCAUCCGCAAGGGUCUCCAGGCGUCGCGAAGCAACAUCAAAUGGUAUAAUCACGGCGACAUGGACGACUUGGAAAGAGCUAUGAAAGCUGUUGUCAAGGAGCAAGCCAAGCUUAAGAAAUUAACCCGUCGAUUUAUUGUCACCGAGGGAUUAUUUGAAACAACAGGCGACGCUACCGACCUACCAAAACUCGUUGAAUUGAAGGAAAGAUACAAAUUCAGGAUUAUCUUGGAUGAAACAUGGUCAUUUGGUGUCCUGGGCCGUACCGGGCGUGGCCUGACGGAGGCGCAGAAUGUUGAUCCUCAACAAGUGGACAUGAUUGUCGGGUCCCUCUCUGGUCCUCUUUGUGCUGGCGGAGGCUUCUGUGCAGGUGCCAAGGAUGUCGUUGAACACCAGAGAAUCACCUCCUCCGCUUACACGUAUUCAGCAGCACUACCAGCCAUGCUAGCGAUGACAGCUAGCGAGACUGUGCAUCUUCUGCAGUCGAACCCAGACAUUGUCAACCAGUGCCGCGAAAAUAUCAAGACGAUGAAGCUUCAGUUGGACCCUCGUAGCGAAUGGGUCACAUGCACGAGCAAUCUGGAUAACCCCAUCAUGCUCCUGGUCUUGAAGCCCGAGGUGAUCAAAGCACGCAAUCUCAGCAUUGAUGAACAAGAACGCAUUUUGAUGGACUGCGCAGACGAGUCAUUGGCUAAUGGCGUAAUGAUUUCUCGCCUCAAAACUCGCAUGUAUGCAAAUGUUAUGACGGCCAAGACAAGCGACUGGUUCGUCCAACCCGCGCUCAAGGUUUGCAUCACCUCGGGUUUGUCAAAGAAGGAUAUCGAAAAGGCUGGCGUUACUAUUCGAAAUGCAAUCAGCAAAGUCAUGAUGCCGUUCCGUAUGAACGUUCACCCUCCUAUCCUCACACCCGGCCAGCAAGGGCUACUACUUACAGUCCUUGUCUGCAAUCGUCUGCUGCUGAACAACGAGGAAUUGUCAGCGGACAACGCAAGUCAGAUCUUUAGAUCAGCCCCCCCGCAGACUGCUAAAGUUCCUCUUCCAUCCCAAGUCCCUAGCGAACACCGGGUCCAAAUGUUCUAUCUAACGGCCAUUGAAGCUACGAAUGGGAAUGAUUUGCACGGACAAAUUGUCGUUUUUGACUCCGAGGUUGACUCCGCCGUCUAUAUGCCCGAGGUUGUUGAAUGGAAGGAAAGAGACGAGGUGACAACCGCCAUCGAGACGGUUUUGCACCUUCCUUUGAGCAUGGCGUCCGACUAUGCAGCUGGAAAUCUACACUUGACUAGCGAACUGACAGUUACGACGACCAUGACAUCAUUCUCUACGCAGACUGUGACAGUGGCUGCGCCGACUCACUCGGCACCCGGCAAGGGAGCACCCCCGGUCAAUGGAAACUCUACUGAGCUCUUCGGUGUCUCUUAUGCACCGUACCGCGCCGACCACGGAUGUAAGAGCCAGAAAGAUGUUGAUGAUGACAUGGAGCAGCUUGCUGGACAGUACUCUGUGGUGCGCGUCUAUGGCACAGACUGCGACCAAGUCCCAAUGAUGUACAAAGCCGCCAAGAAGAAGGGGAUGAAGCUGUUCCUAGGUAUCUGGGAACCUUCUGAAGUUGAGGAUGAAGCCAACAAGAUUGUUGCUGGUAUAAAUGGUGACUGGGACAUGGUUCAUACCGUCAGUGUUGGCAAUGAGCUUGUCAACAACGGUCAAGCGUCUCCUAGCGACAUCAUCAGCGCGGUGAAGUUGGCUCGAUCGACGCUACGCGCAGCAGGCUAUCAGGGACCGGUUGUGACGGUUGAUACCUUUAUGGCGGUUGAGGCUCACCCCGAACUCUGCGAUGCUUCCGACUACUGCGCCAUGAAUGCCCAUCCCUUCUUUGACAGCACGGCUGCGGCUUCUCAAGCCGGGCCCUGGUUGGUCGACACUGUUCAUCGUGUCAAGUCUGUCAUGUCUACUUCUAAGAGGGUUGUCGUCACAGAAACCGGCUGGCCGACCAAGGGGCUCGCCAACGGUCUUGCUGUUCCAAGCCUCGCCAACCAGAAGCUGGCUCUGAAUUCUAUUCAGGAGGCUUUUGCUGCGACUCCAGGAGACAUUAUCUUUCUCUCCGCUUUCAAUGACCUCUGGAAGGAGAAUACUGCGUCAACCUUUGAUGCAGACCAAUUUUGGGGAAUCAACGGUGCUGUGGCCAAAUGCGACUUGUGA